GGGUAGGUUGGUAGCGCGGGUCCUCUCGUAGAGCUUUUCCCGCGCGGGUGGCGCCGCCGUUCAGGUUCGUGGUGGUUUUCGACGUUACCCCGUUAUAUCCUCUACUACCUUCCUACCACCUACCUAUCCCCAGGUCCAAACCAAACCUCUCUUUAUAUCCAACGGCAUAAAACCCACUUAUUAGAAGCCUUCUCAGCUCGCUCGUUUAUACCUACGAAAGAAAAAAAAUACAUAUAUAUAUAUACCUAUAUAUACACAUACAUACACACAUGUAUAUACCAAAGAGCCCGUCGCUCGCUCUUGAAACUAUCAACUAGAAUUCGUCAGUCAGUCAACCAACGAACCAACAAAACUAAGUAACGUCAAGCAUAAAGGGAUAAAAUCCCAGAAAAAAAAAAAUUCAAAAAAAUAAAGAGCAAGAACAAAAUUCCCAACUCGACAAAGUCAUCAGAAAUUCAGUGAAGAGAAACCCAAUUUCAAUUGUUGUAAUUAAUGUGAACAAUUGUGUGUGAAGUUGGUGUGCACGUUCAACGACUAACGAAUUUUCUUCUCACAUCUGUAAUACAGGGAACAGGAAGAGAACGAUUUUAAACUUGAUGAAAUAAUGCAAUAAAUAAAUAAAUGUUCAACAUUUCGUAAACCGAGAGUGUUUUGAUAUCUUCAAAUUCUCGUAUUUACAUCUUUCUUUCGUUUAUUUAUUUAAUCAUUGAUUUAUUAUUCGUAGUGAAAUUAUUUUGAUUCUCCCAUUUCCGCGAUUAUUAUCCAUUCUGUGCAUGUGUAUACGAUAUUAUUUCUAUAUCAAAUGAUGGUGAAAAGACGCUGGUAUGAUAUCAUUUAUUAUUAGGAACUCGGUAGUGUGGAACAAAAAGAAGAAAUAAAAAACAGAUCGUCUAUUUUAAUUAACGAAAUAAAUCUCCAUAUAAAAAGUAAAGAAAUAGAUCCAAUUUCGAGCAAAACGGUCUUAUUUGUUCUCCGAAACUUUGAUUCCGAAUCUCAGUUACAUAAGAUCGAAUAAAAAUAAGUCAAAAUUACACGAUAAAAAUAAAAAACGUGCCGAUGACGACGGUGGACUUUGGUGUUUAUUAUAGUGAUUCGUCAUCCGGAUUAGGUGCAGCGUUAGCAGCAUCGGCAUCAUCAACAUCAUCAGCGUCAGCGUCAGCAUCAGCAGCUGAGGAAGAAGAAGAAGACUGUGAAUUGGUGCAGCGUUGCUGCGAGGCUAUUUUAUCGAAUGAAAAAAAAUGUGAACAAUUAAUACGUGCGGUUGAUAAAAAAUAUUCAAUAUCCAAACCGUACGAACUGAAACCAGCAAUAAUAAAAUCUUUCUUUUUAUCUUCGUUACUACCCUCCAUAGAUUCAUCGUUCAAAAGUAAAAACAAAUGCAGCUGCAAGCACGGGAGCGAAAGCGCGAUGACGUUGUUGUCGAUAAAAAAUACCGAACUAGGUGUCACGACAACGACAUGAGGUGGAAGAUUUUCAGGUGUGAGAGACACCGCUGGACGUCGUCGACAAUAUCAUAAAUAAAUCAGAAACAAAAAUACGAAUAAAUAAAUUUAUAGACGUACACAGACAGUGUUUUUUGUCCAUUCAUCAACCGCUGCCGCAUAUCACUGUACGUGCUGAUGUCGUAUACGACGAUUGCAUAGUAAUAUAUAUUUACAUAUACAUAUAAAAUUUUGAGAAGAAAAUAUUUGAAAAAACAACUUGACAAAACGAAGAGGAGGAAUGACUCGAAAAUAAAACUUAAAAAAAAAAAGAAAGAAAAAAUCAAACAAACAAAUAAGUAACAAUAAUAAUCAAACGAAGAUACAAAAUACCGAAAAAUUAAUACCUAACGCCGUCCCGAAUUAUUGAAUACAUAUGAUACACACAUAUAUAUACAUAUAUCAAAAUUAUAUUAUGUGAUAUUAUACAUGAUAUAAUAUCUGUAUAUCGAUACACGUACAUAUUAUUAGUGAUAACCUGCGAAAAAACAAAGUAAGAAGAGAAACGAAGAAACGAGAAUAAAAUCAAAUAAUAUAAAGAAAAGGAAGUGAAUCUUGAUAUCAGCGGUAUCAUUAUUAUUGAUAUCAUUAUUAUUAUUAUUAUUAUUACGAUUAAUGUUGUUGUAUAAUUGUUGUUAACAUUGUUAUGCCGUAUUAAUAUGAUCGGAUUCUUCUGCUGAUAAUAUCAAUAACGAAGAAACGAAUGAAAGAAAGAAAAAAAUCAAAUUAUUAAAUAAAUAUAAAAAUAAAUAUAAUAAUUAUAAAAAGAAAAACAUUUUUAAACUCGCCGUCGUUGUGAAAACAGCCGUCCCCAUGCACCAUGCAGAUGAUCCUAGUUGCUGGCGGAUCGCUGCCAAAGCUCAGCAGCCAGGACGAGGACGGGCCGAACCCCCACACGCAAUAUACAGGCGUCACACACUUCGAGCCUAUACCUCACGAUCAUGAUUUCUGUGAAAGGGUCGUCAUCAACGUGAGUGGGUUACGGUUUGAGACACAGCUUCGCACGUUAAACCAGUUUCCGGACACGCUUCUUGGCGAUCCAGCACGACGGAUCAGGUACUUCGAUCCCCUUAGAAAUGAAUAUUUCUUCGACCGAAAUCGACCCUCCUUCGAUGCGAUCCUCUACUACUACCAAAGCGGAGGUCGCCUUAGACGCCCCGUCAACGUACCGCUCGAUGUCUUCUCCGAGGAAAUCAAAUUUUACGAACUCGGGGAGAUGGCCACCAACAAAUUCAGGGAGGACGAGGGAUUCAUUAAGGAGGAAGAGAAGCCACUGCCGUCGCACGAGUUCCAGAGGAAGGUGUGGCUGUUAUUCGAGUAUCCGGAGAGCUCGCAGGCGGCGCGAGUUGUUGCGAUAAUAUCAGUGUUCGUAAUACUUCUGUCGAUCGUAAUAUUCUGCCUUGAGACCCUACCGGAGUUUAAACACUAUAAAGUGUUCAAUACAACGGCGAACGUAACGAAGAUAGAAGAAGACGAAGUGCCGGAUAUAACGGACCCGUUCUUCCUAAUAGAAACUAUUUGUAUAAUCUGGUUCACGUUUGAGUUAUCAGUACGCUUCCUCGCCUGCCCAAAUAAGCUAAACUUCUUCCGUGACGUAAUGAACAUCAUCGAUAUCAUCGCAAUCAUUCCAUAUUUCAUUACAUUGGCCACUGUUGUGGCCGAGGAGGAGGACACGCUCAACCUGCCAAAGGCUCCGGUCAGCCCGCAGGACAAGAGUACAAACCAGGCUAUGUCCCUAGCGAUUUUAAGGGUCAUUAGGCUGGUCAGGGUCUUCAGAAUAUUCAAACUCUCGAGGCACAGUAAAGGGCUACAAAUUCUAGGUCGCACUCUCAAGGCCUCGAUGCGUGAGCUUGGCCUGCUCAUCUUUUUCCUCUUCAUUGGGGUAAUCCUGUUCAGUUCGGUGGUGUACUUCGCGGAAGCUGGUUCGCAGGAGAGUUUCUUCAAAUCGAUACCGGACGCGUUCUGGUGGGCUGUUGUCACGAUGACGACCGUUGGCUACGGGGACAUGAGGUACACGCUACGACUUAAUAAUUCUGAACGAGGUUUUCUCCCUUCUAUUCCAGGUGUGGUGCUAUUCUCGUCGGCUGUAUACUUCGCUGAGGCAGGCUCCGAGAAUUCAUUCUUCAAGUCCAUUCCGGACGCUUUCUGGUGGGCUGUUGUCACGAUGACGACCGUCGGCUAUGGUGACAUGACGCCCGUCGGAGUCUGGGGGAAGAUUGUUGGAUCCCUUUGUGCAAUUGCUGGUGUCUUAACCAUCGCUCUACCCGUUCCAGUCAUCGUUUCAAACUUCAAUUACUUCUAUCAUCGAGAGACUGAUCAGGAAGAAAUGCAAUCGCAGAACUUCAAUCACGUCACAAGUUGCCCGUAUCUACCUGGUACAUUAGGUCAACACAUGAAAAAGAACUCGAUGUCGGAGUCAUCUUCGGACAUAAUCGAGCUGGAGGAAGGUAUUUUGUUGACUCAUCACGAGGUUGCCAGAAGACCGAACUGCAAUUCACGCCACAACAAUAACAUCAACCCAGCCUGCGUAAGCAUUGAGACUGACGUUUGACUACUAGUGAAGGAGACGGUGGCAGUAUGGUGGCCAUUUUUGGGAAAAUUCUUCAAAAUCUGCAGCAGUCCCUUACAUUAUAACUUGGCGUAGGCCUUUUCGCCGCACACACUAUACAAUAAUCCGCGUUAUACAAUAUCGAUCAUACAAAAAUAAACUAUAUAUAUUUCUAUAUAUAUAUAUUUAUAUAUACAUAAAUAUAUAUACAUACAUAUAUAUAUUUAAUGAUAAUAAUAAUACUAAUUUUUAGUGUGUGUGCAGUAUGUAUGGGAUUCUUUCUGUGUGUGUCUGUCCGUCUGGGCUCAUAUGGGGUGUUCAAUAUUUUGGGUAAAAUGAAAGAAAGAAAGAAUUAAAGAAAGAAAAGAAAGAACAACAAUAACCAUCCCUUACAAAACACUGUCAUAACUAACUGCUACACUUCACUGCACCGGAUUAAAGGAAAGUGACCAGACGAAAAAUAAGGAUAAAAAAUGAUCGAGAUCAUUAUAUUAUUGUAACAGUCAAGAAGAAGGGGAAAAAAUUAUGAAACGGAAGGAAAAAAAGAAAAUCGAAACAAACGUAAACUAAAAACUGUAUCAUAAAUAUGACCACUUUCAGCUGUACGAGAUAUAAAAUACAUCUUCGGAUUAUACCUACAUGAUAUAAAUACCAUAAUACAUAUACGUGUAUACACUAUACAUGAAGUCAUUUUUGAAUAAAUUCAAGGUGGCCACGUAUGUAAAGUAUAAUAUACAUAUGCAAAUAUAUAUGUACAGACAAGUAGUGCAUUUCGGACAGACCCAAAAAAUCCCCUCCCCCCCAAAGAAGAAAAAAAACGAAGACAAGACAAUGCCCAGACCCAGACCACACUUUUUUCAACUCACCCUAUCAGUCCGCAGGGACCUACGCGGCGAUUUCAGCCCCUCACCACCGACUCCAGUGUUCAAAACAAAAAAUAAAAAUAAAUAACUAAAUAAAUAAAUGAUUAAAUUAUUAAAUAAAAGAAAAACUACGUCUCCGCAACGCGCUGGUUGCGAACUAAAAAAAAGAGAAUUCCCCUGGAAAGGGAGUUCUCGCCUCACGUGUCGUUUGCCCGUCGUGCGUGUUUGUCAAAGAAAUGAAGUAAAAUUAUAAAAAUAAAUGAAUGAAUAAUGCGGAGAUGGAAUAUUAAAUACCAGAUUAUACUAAUAAUUACUUAAUUAUAUUGAAUUAAAAUUACAAUUUAAUUAAACUUAAUCAUUUGAUCGAUUAAUAACGUAAUUGACAAAAAAUUUUUAAAAUUAAAAAAAAAAAAAAAAACAAUUGAGAAAACAAGAAAAGAUUUUUAACACUAAUGAAUGGGGUGAAAAAGAUUGAUAAGCAAACACAACAUGACAUGAUAUUCAUUAAAAGCAAAACACAAAAAUAAAAAAACAGAAAGAUAAUAAAUACAAGAUUUAAAACAAAAAUACAAAACAAAAUAAACUUGGGGAAGCAACCAAACAGGGGAGGAAAAAUUCAAAACAACAACAUAUGAAAGGAGAAAAAAACUAUUAUUAUUAUAAUUGGAAAAAAUAAAAGAAAAAAAAUUGAAAAUUAAAUAAUUACGAAAAUAGAAAGGGGGAAAAAAUUAGUAAUCGCAAUCGGAAGAACGGGAGCUCAUAUGAUAAGCUGCAAACGUUAAGCAUUGCGCGAAGUAACGGGGAAGAAAAAAACUAACAAAAAAAAAAAGAAAAAAAUGGGGGAAAUUUUUUAAACAAAUCGUUUUUACGAGAUUAUAGACGUUAAUUAUUGCGUCUUAAGCAUGUCGCGGUUAAGUAUAUUUAUAUGUAUGCAUGUGCAUAUACUAGACUAUAUAAAUUAUAUUAUAUAUUAUAUGUAUGUGUGUAUAUAUAUACAGGGUUCAAGUUACGAUGUAAAACAUUGCAGCUGCUAGUUAUAUAUACAUAUAUACUUAUGUGUAUUUAUAUAUGUAUAAUAAACUAAAAAACACAUAUACAUAUAUAUAUACAUCAGUACAUAUAUAGAAAGCUCGUGGUAGACGUGUUACGCUUUUCGCGAACGUUGUUCCAUAUUUAUAUCUUCUACUGCUGUAACCUCUGAUCAGGUUCUUUAUUUACGGAAAUAAUAAUAAUAAUAUUAAUAAUAAAUAAAUAAACAAAUAAAUGAAUAAAUAAUUAGAAGAACAAUAGAGGUUAACAAGAAUGAAAAAAGGAAGAAAAAGAAAAAAGAAAGAAAUACACUAAACUAAAAACUACAUGGUAAUAUUUCUUUCUCUUGUUUAAACAAUUCAUAUUAUUAUAUUAUAUGAUACUCAUUUUUAAAACGUCCGAUAUUUGAUAUAUUAUUAUACUAAAAAAAUAUGUAUAUACCUAUAAUAUAUUAUAAUGUUAAUUAUCCGCAACUCGUUCGGGGGGCACGAAGGGGAUAUUAUAAAUAUAUAAUAUAUGCAUAAAUAUGUAUAUAUGUAUGGAAAACAGUUACAUGCAUGAAAAAAGGUGAAACAAAUUGGAUGAAACGAAAAAAAAAAAACACAUACAAACAAACAAAAGUAAGAACAACUACAUAAAUGUUGAAAAAAACCGAAAUUGUUCAUUUGCAAUCCAAAAAAAAAUCUGAUUUUGAUUUGAUUUCCUUUGUUUCUUUUUUUUUUUAAUUAGGGUUGUCGUGUAACGAGUAUUCAUAAUUUUUGUUACCUGAGUUAGUACACAGGUAACAUACAUGAUAUGCGAAUCCUGAUAUUAUACAUACAUACACAGAAUAUUAAUGAUGUGAUACCUUACGCAAAAUUUGAAAUCCUCCACAUAUACAUGUAUCCGUGCAAAAAAACAAGUGGUGAUCAAACUUCUCAGAUCACGAUAUCAUUUAUCGCACUUGAUUACAACACAUGUAUAUUAUCACAUGAUGAAAAAGAAGCAAAGAAACAAGAUCUAACAACCCACAUAAUCUUACCACACGUAUAAUAUAAUCAUAGGAAAACAAAAUACCUGCACAGUUUUUUGUGAGUACAUGUCGCGUGUUAGAAUAAAAUCUAAACUAGCCUAUAUUCAUGCUUAAUUAUCGAAUAUUUUGCUCGAUCAAAUUGCUCAAUAUCCUGUUUCAUCGCGUAUUUAAUUACUUAAUCGAAUAAUUGUAUCAUCUCUUUUCAUAUUGUGUGUAGAUUGAUGCAUUUAUCGGUUUUCCUUUAUGUCUCGUAAUUUUUUCUUUUUUUUCGUACUAUAUAAUGUUAUUUAUGUGUACAUAUGAUACAUACACACACAUACACCUACACACACAAAUGAAUAUAUAUAUAUAUAUAUAUGUUAUAUACUGAUUGGCACGUUGAUAACAACAUACAUAUUAUAUGAUAUUAUCUAUAUUAUGUAUGGUAUAUAUAUAAUAUUAUCCUCUUCAAAUUUGAAAAUUAUAUUAAUUAAAUUGCUGCUCAAAUCGAUCCUUCCUGACCGGCCCCCUUAGCCCCCCUUCCCCAUGAAAAAGCAUAGCAAAAGGAAACAAACGUUUAAGAAAGAAAAUUGAAAAAUGAAGAGAACAAAAAGAAUAAUGAAACGUAACUAGCUAGCAUCUACUCUAAUAACUAUAUAUAUCAAUACUCGUAUAUUAUAAUUCUAUUAUAAAACUGUACUACUUAUUCUUCUGUCUCUAUGUUACUAUCUAUGUACGCAUAGUAUACAUAUACAUACAUAUAUAUGCUUUUUCCCCUUCCAGCGCAGCAGCUGGUGACUGCCUCGUAUAUUUAUAGGAAAAAAAAAACAAAUUCAAUGCAAAAAACUAAAUUUCUUAACAUGAGAUAUACUCUCCUCCACUCCCUUCGCCCAGCCCACCCCCCAACUUUCUGCCAUGGUGAAGUUCUUUUCUUUCGGUUCAUAUUGCCUCAUCGUUUUGCAAAAGAAGAAACUAAAAAAAGUCAUUCUAUUGCGUUAUUCAAUCUCGUUA
Molecule: messenger RNA, 7923 nt
Organism: Athalia rosae (coleseed sawfly)
Lineage: Eukaryota; Metazoa; Arthropoda; Insecta; Hymenoptera; Athaliidae
Gene: shaker
Product: potassium voltage-gated channel protein Shaker
Exons: 8
Coding region: 2302-4032 (576 amino acids)
Biological process (GO): protein homooligomerization; potassium ion transmembrane transport
Cellular component (GO): membrane; voltage-gated potassium channel complex
Molecular function (GO): protein binding; delayed rectifier potassium channel activity
Source: RefSeq, a predicted model, not a curated record